AUGAAUCGCAAAGUUGGACGCAUAAAGGUUCCUCUUCCAAUCCUUCUAUGGUUCUAUGACCACGCCAAACAACAAUUUGCCAAAAGCUACUUCCAAAUUGGAGGACUAACAAGGUAUGGCCCCCCAAUUGGAAUUGCUGUGUCAAUGAUAUUUUCAAUUCCAUGCUGUAUCACAGCUGCAAAAGUGGAGACAAGAAGGAUAGGCGCGGUUAAGAGACACGGUCUAAUUGACAAGCCUGAGGAAACAAUUCCCAUGAGCAUCUUUUGGUUGCUUCCACAGUUUCUUCUCCUCGGAGGCCUUGAUGGGAUUGCAGACAAUAGCAUUGGUUGGUUCUUCAUUAAUCAGGAUCGUUCCUCCAUCCAUGGCUCGGUACAUGUGGGUGAGAUAAGUGGAAGGGGAGGGAAACCCAGUUGGUUCCAAGCGACUCUAAACAAGAGUCGUUUGGAUCAAUAUUAUUGGACCUUGGCUGCAUUGGCUGCAGCUAAUCUUGUUCUGUAUGUUUUGAUGAGCAUUUGGUAUGCUUAUAACGAUUUAAGGUCGGAGGACGAUGAAGCCCCUGAUUAUGGGGAAACUGUUGAAAUAUAA
Prunus armeniaca (apricot) is the source of this 585-nucleotide messenger RNA. Lineage: Eukaryota; Viridiplantae; Streptophyta; Magnoliopsida; Rosales; Rosaceae. The record is from the annotation of a GenBank genome assembly.